Spodoptera littoralis (African cotton leafworm) is the source of this 3267-nucleotide messenger RNA. Lineage: Eukaryota; Metazoa; Arthropoda; Insecta; Lepidoptera; Noctuidae. The record is from the annotation of a GenBank genome assembly.
AUGUAUUCAUUCGAGGGAGACUUCAGGCGCAAGCCACAGCAGAACUUAGCUGGUGCAAGUGCACAGCGCAAGACAGACAGAGACACCUUGAUACUGCAGUCACAACAACAAAGGCAGAAAAGAGAGGAACACAGAAAGCGUUUGAAUAGUACAAUAAAAAUCCAGGCUUACGUAAGGAGUUAUCUUACUAGAAAACAUUAUAAGCAACAUGAAAGGGACCAAUUCGAUAGCAUAUUUCCAAGGAUCAAUCCUGAUGACCAGCAAAUGAUGUGUGCACUGGUUGCUAAAAUAUUAUUCUUCUACGACGACCAACAGGAUUAUUCUAGACUGGUUUCAGUUUCCCAAUUACUUUUGAAACAAUGGAAAAAAGUGUAUCAAAUUUGUGGAGCCUGUGUACAGAUCAGAAGAUUGCUAGUGUUGCACUUACGUUUGUUAAAGGAAAAUGGUGAGGUACCGCUAGCUGUACCACUCAGAAUGUUUGAAGUGUUCACAUCUACAAAUACAGCUGAGGCAUCAAUCAACUGUGAUGAAGCACUCAGUAUUAUUGGGAACACGUUUUUGUAUCUUGUUAAAAGAGGUUAUUUUCAAGAUUUGUGCAAUCUAUUGUGCCAGAAGACUCCGCCAUUGUACGGGCCUUCUCCCAAUCCACCGACGCCGCUCAGUGGAGCCCUACUAGAUCUCAUACAGCGACCUUUAACCCUUAUCUCACGUGUUAAUAUUCCACAUUAUGAUGACAGCAUCAUGACAGAGUUUGCUUCUGCCUUCCUCUGCAACCCUUACCCAGAGCCGGUGGAAAUGUACGUAAUACCGGCGCUUGCGCAAGAUCAAAACAAGAAGUUCCCGUUCCUAUCGCUCACACAGGCCCUCCGAGAAGACUCAAAAUUCACCAGUCAAGUGCUACAAAACGAUUCUUGGCUUCUACAUUCUGUACUGACACUAGAACCACCUGAUUUUGUGAAUGUUGUGCAUAAUCUGGACAACACAAGACUGCCGAACAAUCCUAUUGUUUUAGACUAUUUUAAAAUUAUUGCUAAGUUAACUGUUAAUGUUUGUAAUAAGCAAAUCUCUUAUGAGUUUGAAGACUCGUUGUACAGUCAGGAAACUGUGGCUGAAAAGGAUGAUGACAGUGAUAGUGAGCAGGAACCGAACCCGACUUCGGUUAGAGAGCAAAUAUUGCUGACGCGGUGUAUUGAGUUACUGAACGACCCCGAGCGCUGCAUCAUGACCACGUGCUCACAAAUCACGGACGCUGAUCUCAGUGAGGACUUCUUGGAUAGUGUGUCGGAAAUAUGUCACAAUUUGUUGUUAAGUCACAAGAUGGCGCUGCAUAAGUACAGACUGCUGUACACGUUGGCGUUCAAGCCGAUGUUCCUGCGCGGGCUGUGGGUGUGGGUGUCGGGCAUGUCGCACGCGUCGGCGUACGGCGCGCCCGCCACGCCGCUGCUGGCCGCGCUGUGCCGCGGCCUGGCGCACGACGCGCGCGCACUCGCGCUGCACCGCCUCCUCGCACCGCUCGCCGUCUUCUGCGCACUGUUCGCCUUGCUCAUCGGUACCCUGCAUGACGCUGAGUUCUGCAGGGAUCCUGAUGAAGAUAAGAAGAUCUCUAUGGGCGUGUCGGUGGUGCCUGGCGCGGGGCGCGGCGGGCGCGUGCACGCGUUCGAGUUCAGCGAGCUGGGCGCGCUGUGCCGCACGUUGCGCGCCGUGUGCCUGGGGCUGGUGGAGCUGGCCUACCCGGAGUCGCGCCCCGCCGUCGCCGGACACUACAGGGACGCCGUCAACAACGACCACAUACAGAUCUCCGGGAAGAACCAAACUCCCGCAUGGUCACAUCUCUUCAAAGUAUGCACGGCGCUGCUGCGCGCGCUGUACGCCCGCGACGGACGGCUGGGGUUCGUGGGCGCGGGCGCGUGGCCGGCGGCGGGCGCGGUGGCGGAGGGGGGCGCCGCCGUGCUGCUGGCCGCCGGCGCGCACCACAUGCGGCGCCCGCGCAGCCUCGCCGCGCCGCGCCCGCUCGCCAACGAUGAGGGACCACCGCUAACUAUCAAGGAGUUGCGAACCGUUACCAUACUGAAGGAGAUACCAUUCGUCGUGCCAUUCUCAACGCGUGUCCUUAUCUUCCAAGGACUUUUAGCCAGGGAGAAGCAUGACCAUUGGUAUGAAAUGACGAACUUCAACGAGGGACCCUCAAUCAACAUCAGUGUUCGACGGACGCAUUUAUAUGAAGAUGCAUUUGAUAAACUUAGCCCGGAUAAUGAACCCGAUUUAAAGCUGAAACUUCGCGUGCAACUGAUCAACCAGGCCGGUGCGGAAGAAGCUGGUGUCGACGGCGGUGGACUCUUCCGAGAGUUUCUUUCUGAGCUCCUAAAAUCGGCAUUUGAUCCCAACAGAGGCUUGUUCCGGCUGACAAUAGACAACAUGUUGUACCCGAACCCCGCCGUGCACCUGCUGUACGAUGACUUCCCCAUGCACUACUACUUCGUCGGCAGGAUGCUGGGAAAGGCGAUGUACGAGAACCUGCUGGUGGAGCUGCCGCUGGCGGAGUUCUUCCUGGGCAAGCUGUGCGGCGGCGGCGAGGCGGCCGUGCACGCGCUGGCGUCGCUGGACCCCGCGCUGCACCGCGGCCUGCUGCUGCUGCGCGCGCACGCCCGCCGCGACGUGCCCGACCUCGGCCUCGACUUCACGCUGCUCACCGACGAGCUGGGCGAGCAGAGGAUAGAGGAAUUAAAACCUGGUGGCGCAAAUAUUCCCGUUACAGCUGAAAAUAGAAUAGAAUACAUACAUCUAGUCGCUGAUUACAAAUUGAACAAACAAAUAAGGUCCCAAUGCACUGCGUUCAAGCGUGGGCUAGUGUCAGUAGUGAGCGCGGAGUGGUUGCGUAUGUUCUCGUGUAGAGAGCUACAACUGCUUAUAUCCGGGGCCGAGGUACCCAUCGACAUAGAGGACCUGAGGAGACAUACCCACUAUGCAGGCGGGUUCUCAGCGCAGCACCCGACGGUGCAAUGUUUCUGGCGCGUGUUGGCCACGUUCACAGACGACCAGAGGCGACAACUGUUGAAGUUUGUCACCAGUUGCUCCAGGCCGCCACUACUUGGCUUUAAGGACCUGCAGCCACCAUUCUGCAUCCAGUCGGCGGGUGCGUCAGACCGGCUGCCGUCGUCGUCGACGUGUAUGAACCUGCUGAAGCUGCCAGAGUUCCACACGGACGAGCAGCUCACUGAGAAACUGCUCUACGCCAUACAGGCCGGCGCUGGAUUCGAACUUAGCUAG